GCCCCCUUCCAUUUCAAAUUUAAAUUCAAAUCCCCCUCUCCAUACAAAAACAAAAACAUUCAAAAACCUUAGCUCCUUGUUCCACAUUCAAAUUUUUCUAUUCUCCUUCCCUCUCUCUCUCUCUCUCAAAACCCUAGCAAAUCUCCUUCUCUUUUCAAAUCAAUCACAGACAUGACAACUGUCCUCCCGCCGCCGGGAUCCGGCCGCGAGCUCUCUAGUCCACCGUCCGACGGAAUAUCGAACCUACGUUUCUCCAAUCACAGCGAUCAUCUCCUUGUCUCAUCCUGGGAUAAGAGUGUGAGAUUGUACGAUGCAAGUGCUAAUGCGUUGCGAGGAGAGUUUAUGCACGGCGGGCCAGUGCUUGAUUGCUGCUUCCACGACGACUCCUCUGGCUUCAGUGCUAGCGCUGAUAAUACUGUGCGACGGCUGGUUUUUAACUAUGGAAAAGAGGAUAUCUUGGGAAGGCACGACGCUCCUGUCCGUUGUAUUGAGUACUCUUAUGCAGCAGGGCAAGUCAUCACUGGUAGCUGGGACAAAACACUGAAAUGUUGGGAUCCCAGAGGAGCAAGUGGACAAGAACGCACUCUUGUAGGCACAUAUCCUCAACCUGAGCGCGUUUACUCAUUAUCUCUUGUUGGAAAUCGUUUAGUAGUAGCAACUGCAGGAAGACAUGUAAAUAUCUAUGAUUUGAGAAAUAUGUCUCAACCUGAGCAACGAAGAGAAUCUUCACUGAAAUAUCAAACUCGAUGCGUGCGCUGUUAUCCCAAUGGAACAGGAUAUGCUCUUAGUUCAGUUGAAGGAAGGGUUGCAAUGGAGUUUUUUGAUCUUUCAGAGGCUAGCCAAGCAAAAAAAUAUGCAUUCAAGUGUCAUCGAAAGUCAGAAGCUGGAAGGGACAUUGUUUAUCCUGUCAAUGCUAUUGCGUUUCAUCCUGUCUAUGGUACAUUUGCAACUGGAGGCUGUGAUGGAUUUGUUAAUGUAUGGGAUGGGAACAAUAAAAAGAGGCUUUAUCAGUAUUCGAAGUACCCAUCAAGCAUUGCAGCACUUUCAUUUAGCAGAGAUGGUCGUCUGUUGGCUGUAGCAUCAAGCUACACGUUUGAAGAGGGAGAGAAAGUCCAUGAACCAGAUGCAAUCUUUGUGCGCAGCGUAAAUGAAAUAGAAGUCAAGCCAAAACCGAAGGUGUUCCCAAAUCCUCCAGCAUAAUUACAAAAGCCUCUAUUCCAUGCUCUUUAUACGUAGUAAUUUUGUGCACAGGCUACAUUUCUCUCAAAUGAAGCUGUCUGAACUUGAUGUUAAAACUGAUUUUGAAUUAAGCUAGAAUUCUUCUCUUUAUUUUUGAUUUCCUUUUUAGCCCAAGCAAUUACUGUAGGUUUAUGCCAAAAGUUCUAUAACUAUGUUGAAUUCUGUAAAUACUUUACCUCUAUUUCUUCAUAUAUGUAGAUGUUUGUGAGCAUACGCUGACAAUUUUAUCA
Molecule: messenger RNA, 1469 nt
Organism: Jatropha curcas
Lineage: Eukaryota; Viridiplantae; Streptophyta; Magnoliopsida; Malpighiales; Euphorbiaceae
Product: mitotic checkpoint protein BUB3.1
Molecular function (GO): protein binding
Source: RefSeq, a predicted model, not a curated record